CCAUGUCAACCUUACAAGCAACCUUCGCAACAACAAAAAAGGCUGCCGUAUCCAAAGAAAUUAACUUCAAUGCGUUGUUGGCUGCCAUUAAAGAUAAUUUGUUGAAGAAAAAAGCCAUACGAGCGGCUGCCCUUGAAUAUGGAGUCGAUAGGAUCACGCUGACCCGUCACGUGAAAAAAGUUUCCGACCAUUUUACGGAUAUUUCUACCGUCAGUGAUGUUGAUUUGUUGGAAUUCAUCCGCACUUCCAAUACGCACAUUCCGUCGAACAUGGUUUUCUCUCCCUCGCAAGAAAAAGUCCUUGUUGAAUAUAUCCUGAAGUGCGUCAAUCAUUAUUAUGGCCUCAGCAUCAAUGAAUUAAAGGAAUUGGCGUAUCAGUUUGCAGUCAAACUCAAAGUCGAUUAUCCUGAAUGUUGGAAUGAGAACUCGAAGGCUGGUCGUAUGUGGUACCGAGGUUUCAUGAAACGCAAUAACAUGCUAACGUUGAGGACACCCGAGCAGACGUCAAUGAACCGAGUUAAAGCUUUUUGCAAGGCAAACGUAGAUACGUUUUUUUUAAAGUUGGGUCAGUUGCUUGACAAACACCACUUUGACAGCACUUCCAUUUACAACAUGGAUGAAAGUGGAUUCUCAACGGUACCAACGAAAAUCGGCAAAGUUAUUGCCUUGAAAGAGGCGAGGCGCGUUGAUCAAUUGGAAGCUGCUGAGAGAGGCACCAUGAUUACGAUGGCUCUCUCUGUGAGUGCGAGUGGGAAGUUUAUUCCUCCUUUUUUUUUGUUUCCGCGCAAGAACAUGCAGGCGUGUUUCAUGGACAAUACUUCAAGUGGUGCAGCAGGAUUCGCCAAUUCAUCUGGAUGGAUGUGCCAAGAAGAGUUUGUACGUUUCAUGGAGCACUUCAUCAAGUUCGUCAAGCCGAUAAUCGCUUCGCCAGUUUUGUUGUUGUUGGACAACCACGCGUCUCAUCUAUCGGUUGAUGCCUUGGAUUUGGCGGCUGCAAAUGGG
Molecule: messenger RNA, 1001 nt
Organism: Belonocnema kinseyi
Lineage: Eukaryota; Metazoa; Arthropoda; Insecta; Hymenoptera; Cynipidae
Exons: 2
Cellular component (GO): nucleus
Molecular function (GO): DNA binding
Source: RefSeq, a predicted model, not a curated record